Molecule: messenger RNA, 3094 nt
Organism: Symsagittifera roscoffensis
Lineage: Eukaryota; Metazoa; Xenacoelomorpha; Acoela; Convolutidae
Product: synaptotagmin-1-like
Exons: 8
Coding region: 847-2259 (470 amino acids)
Biological process (GO): regulation of calcium ion-dependent exocytosis; regulation of dopamine secretion; cellular response to calcium ion
Cellular component (GO): exocytic vesicle; plasma membrane
Molecular function (GO): calcium-dependent phospholipid binding; syntaxin binding; clathrin binding
Source: RefSeq, a predicted model, not a curated record
GUAAUGUCAACUGGUUUUCUGUCCCCGUCAACCAGUGUACCAAAUUCUACUUUUCCCUUUCGCGCGUCAUCAAUCUUCAAUCUUCCUUCAACUCGCAUCCGUAGAGAAUAUUUUGGCACACAGAGAACAAGGGGAUCAGUUUUAACCAUCAUCAUCCCCAUUUUCCACGAGCGGCUACUAUACUCAACAAACAAUAAUUUCUAAGCGUGUCCAAAAAUAAAUAUCUCCUCUAUAUAAUUUGCGAUGAUGUGAAUUUAGAAAAAAGAAGGAACCACUUCAUAUAUUUCAUAUUACGUUCCAGUCAAUCGCUGAUGAAAGCUGGAUUUUUAUAAGAAAAAUCAAGAAAGGUUAGAUUGAACAAGAAAAAAAAAUAGAGCAAAAUAGAAAAAAACUGGAAAACUGGUCGGAGAACUUACUUCUUUAUUAGUAUCCAGCGCAUUUUCAAUUUUCCUAGCAGCUCAGAGAACUCUUUUGGCUCUUUGUUCAAAUUACCCCCCGGGCUCAUUUAUUUUUCAACUUAGCCCAAUUCCAACUCUGCCCUGCGAAAAGAGAGGAAAUCCCGCUACCUGACCACCACCCCCCCCCCUCUCUUUUUGGCUUGUGACGCUGGGCUGUAAUCUAAUUCGCAUUCCCCCUCAUUCACUCUUAAUCCGGCGGUCUCUCUGGCUCUCGUCUACUGUAACCGGAUCUGAGGAGAACCCCCAUCAGGAAAACCCUCGAGACCAGCGAACUGGAGAAGAGGAAAUUUAACACUGCAACUGCUGCCGGCUAGAAAUAUACUCUGGAAGAGAUAGCCAGUCAAAACAGGAACAAAGGCACUUCAGAAUUGUCGAAAAAUAUUUCACAAUGAAGCGAAGAGCGGCCGAAAGCAAGGAGACUAAAGAGGACUCGGCGCUUAAGGAGGAACCGCCAGCCGAUGUCACCCCAUCUGACUCUAAAGAGAGCGGCGAGGAAAACAAGAUGAAUCAAGAACCUCCAGGGAAGCCCUCAGAUGGCGGCAGUUCUUCGGAAGACUCCGGAACUAGCGGGAAACCCUCAGCAGAAGGGUCAGAGGGUGGAGAACCAAAGCCGGAGAGUAGUGGUAGCACGAAAGAGUCUACGUCCUCUAAGAUUCUAGAUGUGGGGGAGCAUGUUGGCAAGGGUUUAGAGGAAUUAGGAAGCGGAAGUGUGAAAUUGACAGAAAAGGAGACAGGGUUGCCAGGAGCUGCAGUCGUUGCCAUAUUCUUAGUGGUCGGCCUGGUGCUGCUAGUUGGCAUGUACUUGGUGUGCACCAAGUUCCUCUGCAAGAGGAAGGGGAAGAAGGGUAAGAAGGGGGAGAAGAAGGGACUGCUGGGGAAGGCGGGGGACUUCGGAGGAAAAGACGACAGCAAACACGACGAGGAGGAGGGCAAGGAGGAGGAGGAAGAAGAGGAGGAGGAGGGGAAAGCGGAAGAAAAGCAGUACCUGGGAAGGCUGAGCUACUCUAUAGACUAUGAGUUCCAGAAGGGGGAACUAACAGUGGGAAUCAUCUCAGCCAGUGAUCUGGUCGGAAUGGAUAUGAGCGGAACAUCCGACCCAUACGUCAAGGUGUUUCUGAUGCCAGACAAGAAGAAGAAGUUUGAGACUAAAGUGCACAGGAAGACUCUAAAUCCGAUCUUCAAUGAGACAUUCACUUUCAAAGUGCCCUUCGCAGAGAUAGCAGGACAGACGCUGAUGAUGGCAGUCUACGAUUUCGACCGGUUCUCUAAACACGACAUGAUUGGCAAUGUCAAGAUCCCAUUGAACUCUGUUGACCUUGGGAGUACUAUUGAGGAUACGAAGGAACUGCAGCCACCUGAUGAUGACAAGGAGUACCUCGGAGAUCUUUGCUUCUCGUUGCGAUUCGUGCCCAAAGCGGGCAAACUCACUGUCAACGUCCUGGAGGCCAAGAACUUGAAAAAGAUGGACGUUGGAGGACUUUCGGAUCCCUUCGUCAAGAUAGAACUCAUGCAAAACGGGAAAAGAGUCAAAAAGAAGAAGACUACGAUUAAGAAACGAACCCUGAACCCUUAUUUCAACGAGAGUUUUCUCUUUGAAGUGCCAUUCGAACAAAUAACCAAAACGGAUCUAAAAAUCACAGUGUUCGACUACGAUAAACUGGGAUCAAAUGAUGCCAUUGGAGGUAUAGAUGUCGGCUAUGGAGCAUCGGGAGCUGGAUUAAGGCACUGGACCGAUAUGAUUAAUGCACCGAGACGACCGAUUGCACAGUGGCAUACGCUGCAAGAAGUAGAAGAAAAGUAAACGCGUUGCAUCCACACCCGCUCCAUACACUCACACUGCCCCCAACCCGCAGCCGCCCCUACCCCCGCCCGCUUCCAGCGCCCGAGUCCAGACCUUCGGUUCCCAAACAGGCAUAAUUCCAAGCCUAGAUGUUUGAAAAAAAACAUAUAGAUCAAUUAAUUCAAAUCAUCUUAGCACUGGAACCCAAAUUACACCAUAAGCAUUCAAAAUCAAAACCACUGAGCGCUAAUUGUCCCACUUUUUCAGUUUAUUUUUUGUUUCUGUUCCAAAUCAUUUUUGAUAGAAGAGCUUACAAUCUUGAGAGUAUAAUGCCUCAAAUUUAACGAAAGCAAGUUUAAAAUCAGGGGCGGAUUUAGGAUUUUCUCGAGGAUGGAAGGGUGCCUAAAUCCGCCCCUGACUUAAAAGUAAGAGAAAGUUGUUUCCACAAUUUUUUUUAAAAAUUCAUUAGCACUGUUCAAACUAUUGUCAUGUUGUACGUAUUUUUGUCCCAUUGAAUCACUAAACCUCGAGUGCGUUUGAAAAACUGUAUUGGCCAAUUAUAUUUAUAUUUCACUUUUUAAGUCCAGUAUUAUAUGACAUGUAACAAUGUUUAAAUUUCAUAAUUGAGAUUUCAAUUUCAAUUUAUUAUUUGAAAAUGAUAAUUAGUUCUCUGAUUGGAAUUCGAAAUGAUGUUGAUUCAAAAGUGGUGUUUAAUAACUGUAGCCAUAAUUCGUUAAUAUAUAUCUUUUGUUUUGUGCUUGAAACAGUAAUCUAAUUCAUUAAAAUACAGAAACGUUCUCAAUUUGUAUGUGUUUUUUAAAUCAGUAGAAUGAUCUUGGAACUAAAAUUUCCACUU